UAUGCCCAUUGCCCAAGUGCUGAAUCUAGAUGCCGGCUUAGGGUUGGGUAUUUGCCGGGUUCAUACCGUGCAAUGAUUAUAAGGCUGCACCAACGCUUCUCCGUGACUCACAUUUACUACCACUUCCCCCAUGGAUCCCUCAAGGAUAAGAGAGAAAAUCGGUCGCUUUCGAAUCCUCGUUAUAGGAAGAGCGAAUGCAGGGAAAACGACCAUCCUCCAGCGAGUUUGCAAUACACGGGAUAGUCCAAAAAUAUACAACAACGCCGGGAAACAGAUCGAUGUUGCAGUUUUAACGGCGUCCAGAGGGUGCGGACUACACGACAUCGAGAAUGAAAUGGUGUUCGAAAGUAACCGGGGAUUCAUUUUCCACAAUUCACGGGGUUUUGAGGCAGGCGGCACAUCAGAAUUCGAACAGGUCAAGGCAUUCAUCUCGCGCCGUUCUAAGGAAACGAAAAUUACGGAUCAACUGCAUGCUAUCUGGUACUGCAUUCCCAUGGACGAAGCAUGCAGGUCGUUCACUGCAGCUGAAAAGAAAUUUUUCUCUGAGUGCGACACAGGAAGCAUACCGGUGAUAGUUUUAUUCACAAAGUUUGACGCCCUAUACGACGUCGAAUUCAGCAAGCUAAGGGCGGAAGGAAAAUCUCGGAAAGACGCUAAGGAACUGGCCCCGAAACAAGCCGAAGAGUCAUUCCCUAACGGGCCACAAUUGAAGUUUCUCAAGGAAGUGCGAUGGCCUCCAAAAUGCCAUGUAUGCCUUUCUAACAUGGAGAAGGAUGAUGCAGAUUGCAGGGCACUUAUCGAACGUACGGCUGGGACUCUGGAUAAUGAAGUGCUUCAGCAAAUAUUCGUCUCGACCCAGCAGACCAACCUGGAGAUCUGCAUGAAAUAUGCAGUUGAGAGAACACUCCCAAGACGUUUGGACUCUGCAGAGACAACAUCUGCGGGUUACGAUGGGAUAAUCAGGAUAUUGAGCGCCUGGUUUCCGCACAUUGAUGUAGGAUUAUCUUAAAUUUUGAACGUUGCUCUCAUUUACGUUGGGCGUUUACUUACCGUUCGCAGAGCGUGAGUGUGUCGAUCCUCGUUCGACCAAGACCCAUGCUGAUCCAAGUCGUCGCCCACCGUUCGCAGUUGGUGAGUCGUGUGAGUGUUUGAUCCUCCAUCAAGUGUAGCCUUCCUGAAUCAAGCCAUCGUCCGCUGAUAUGUUGAU
This is a messenger RNA of Suillus fuscotomentosus, 1207 nucleotides long. RefSeq lists its product as uncharacterized. Lineage: Eukaryota; Fungi; Basidiomycota; Agaricomycetes; Boletales; Suillaceae. The coding region runs from base 131 to 1009 and encodes 292 amino acids. The transcript has 8 exons. The record is from RefSeq and is a predicted model, not a curated record.